UGUCAUAAUUCAUCGUUCCGACUUUCACGAUUCUCCAUCCUAGUUUUUCGGCUCAUCAGUUCCGGAAUUAGUAGUUUCCCGCUCCGUUGAACUGACACACUCCCUGUGCCGCAUUGGGUUCAGUGUCUUCGCCGACUGCACAUACUGAUACCGCUGUCUUCGCCCUGAAAACAUAUUAGUUACUCUUUCUGCAAGUAGAUUGAUCUCCGUGACUCUAGUCCCGCAUGCUCGUCUGCCACACGCCGCAACUCUUGUCGUAAAAUCUCGAACUCAGAAAGAGCUUGACCCCCUUAGUCUCCACGUCCGCCUACAGCUAGAUCACGAGCCUUACCUGCCAGCAACGCCGUCUCUGUCGACUCUUAGUUAUAAUACCUUGGACGAUCGCCGGUCGAACCAUGGAAUUAUCUCGGGCCUCUUCUCUACUCGUAGCAAUUGCAGCGCUCCUGAGCUGCAGGCUCUCCAAGGCGCAACCCGCAGUGUCAUUUCCGGACCACACAAGAAUGUUACAAUCCACACUUUCUACAGUAUCACUUUCGGACCACUCAGGGUUGCAAUCUACAGUGUCACUUCAGGACCAUACAGGGGUGUUGAUGCCUGGCGGCUACGUCAUCGUGGACCCACGGAGUGCUGAGGUGGCACAGAUUGCGGAAUUCGUGGUCGCUGACAUGAAUGCCAAGAUGGACGCAGCCGUGCAUUUAGAGAUUGUCAACGCUGCGGAAAAGCACGCUUCGAUCGGUCACAGCGCGACGGGUUACUCCUCCCAGGGUUACAGCUACGACGUUGUUUUCACGUCCACUGCGACCACCCACGACACGCACCCGCACUCGCAGAGCCGUAAAGCGAGCGUCGCGGAGCGGUGGUCGAAACUGGUUACCAGCCAGUACGAAGCCGUGGUGCUGAAAUCAUUACAAAACUCGUUAACGAUCAGCUCAGUAGUGAAGCUAUCGAGUCAAGCGCCGGUGUUUAUACCUUUCGCGGAGGAUGCUACAAGCCAUCAGGGCGUGAAUAUUGCUACUCGAGGUGACAGUGUGCGGGAGAAUGAGACUAUAUCGGGGUGCAAAGAUGGAGCCGCCAGGGAGACGACACUAUAACGGGGACGGCACUCGGAUGGGAUCUGAGGGAUGCUGCUGUAGAGGGACGGAAUAACUGAAUGUCUAUACCGGGAAGUGGGAAUGUUUUUCCCCCUUCUCUCCCCUUUUUCUCCUUACAUACACACAGGAGCUGUAAGUGGGCAGCGCUACAUGUUUGAGCAAUGCUGCUCUUCCUGGCCUUAGCUGUUGGCAGCAAAAGCUGCAACAGCCUUUCCUUAGCAGUAUUUGUGUAGGUUGUAUGAUGCAUAAGGCGUUGCCAAUAGAUUCCUGCUUGCAGCAGGUUAUUUGUUUUCAGGUGUCCGCAGUGCUUCAGCUGAGUACUUUUCC
Molecule: messenger RNA, 1418 nt
Organism: Closterium sp. NIES-67
Lineage: Eukaryota; Viridiplantae; Streptophyta; Zygnematophyceae; Desmidiales; Closteriaceae
Source: the annotation of a GenBank genome assembly